GUUGGACUGAUGCUGUCCACAACGCACUUUCGGCCGGCUGUGCAUCGCGGUAGCGACUAAAUUUUCCACCUGAGGCGGGCGCAAAAUGUGACUGGUGUCGACCCUGCGACGUGAACUCUAACAAUGCAAGAAGCAGAACUCGACUCAACCUAAUAUUCAUUCGCGCGCGAUUUGCUUACCAUCACUCAUUUAAUGAGAACAGGCAUCCAGCGGUCAGAUUUAAAACCAGGAUACCUACGACGGCCUGUCCACACCUCGCUUGAGGAGCGCACUACCAGGAAUGCCUAUCACGCCCGCGCAAGAUUCACUUGCUACCACCAGACAUGGCUACUGCUGCAGUACUAAGUCUCUUGGACGAACACACCCGACAAGUAGCUUUUGAUGGCAGCCUGGCGAAAGUAAAAGCUGCAUCGGGAAUCGACAUCGGCGCACUCGAUAUCUGCGUGCGACUCUUGCCCAGCGAAAUCGCCGAUGGAGAGACUGGAAGUACUCCGCAGCAUGAAGAACUAUGGAAUACCGUGCUGGGCCGUCUAGUCGAUCAAGGGUCACCGGAGAGCCUCUACGAGAUUGCUGAGAUAUGCUUCACCCACGGCUCGCAUGCCGCAUCUCUUCUCAACUCCAAACUCAAGCAAAGCCUUUUCACCCUAGCCACGAAUCUAUCAGCUGGACAAACACAUGUGGAAAGCAUCGAAACAGCAAGAGCUUAUCUCGAAUUCCUAAAAUGCUCCUUUUGGAUACCUGCCGCGUCUUCAUACAUGGUCGACUCGCAAUCUCUCACUCUCCUUUCGAGCUUCAUCGGCAUCGAAGGGCUAGAUGAUACUGCACACGAUACUUUAUCUGCUUUCUUUUCAUUGCUGAAGAGCAAAAGAGAAAGGUCGCCCACCGAUCUUGGCGCAGUCAUUGAUCAGUCAAUAUGGAACAGACUCAAUGCACUCGACAUGGCAUGUUUCGCUGCUCGAUCUAGCAAGAUCUACAGGAGUUGGUUCCAAUGGAUAUCGCUUGCCGCUUCCGCUGGGAUCAAGUUUACAUGUGUGAGCACCGAAGAAUACUGGAGAAAGCUUAGACUGGGUCUUGUGAAAGGCCAUGCAGAUCAACGCAAAUACUGCCUUGGGAUCAUCCGCCAAUCUUUCUUUGCCACUUCUGAAGAUAUCGACACACCUACCAUGCGAUACGAGGCCAGUGGCAAAGAACGGGAGCAGUAUGACCUUUAUACGACCCUAUUUGAGACCAUCGUGCUUCAUCGGUAUUCUGGCCAGGUCGAAGAUUGCCUGAAGUCCAUGACGACGCUUCUUGGGUCUUCUUCGGCAAUAAAUCCUUCUAGAAUCACUCCCGCGAUGACAACGACUCUACUUACCGCAGCCUUGAACCCAUUGAUACAGGAGAGCGUUAGGAAGAUGAUCGGCCGCUGGUACAUGGACUUUGUUAUCGAACGCCGGGGUGACUUGAGUGGCCACAUAAACUUCCUAUUCGACGGUUUCCUCCCUUGGGCGACGGAUGGUAGUCUUUUCACAUCGACUCUCACUGCCACACGAUCAUCAACGACGUGCGCUCACGGUGACGCACUCGCUACAGUCAUCUCGCGCUUUGUAUCCGAUACAGAAGACAGUCCAUCAUUCGUACCUUCAGUUGACUAUGCCGUCUCAGAAGUUGGAGUGGACAACCGCAAUGGCCGUGCAAUCAUUCUUGGGAUCGUUCGUUACCUCGUAAACGCCGGCGGGAGGAUGUUUCAACCAGCGAUACUGUACCUGAUGCAUGGCCUCAUCGAAGGCCUGAAGACGCGAUACGAAAGAAGCCCACAGCAUCACAAGCUGGAAAUAUCGGAAAUUACCGAGAUUAUCAGCUUGUCACGCUUGCCUGGGAUGCCUGAGGUAGCAAGUGACUUGCACAGCAUUCACUGCCAAAAGCUGUGCGAUCUUCUCGAUCCUGAUCUCGAGUCGAAAGGUGUAGCUACUAGCGAAGUCCUGCGGGCUAAAUGCCGAAAACUGGAAGAUCCAGUGGAUCAGUCUGCGCUCCAAGCAACCUUUGGCACAAGAGAUGGCGGGCUACCUACUAUGCAGUCUUUCAUCAACGACCUCCGCGACUCAAAACAUAGCUGCAUACAAGGCUCAGCCUUUGUGCCAGCGUGCAAGAGCGUGCUGGAGCUCCUCGACCGCACUGAGCUAGCCAAGAUCGACGCGAACGAGCUGCACACCGUGUUGGCAGCUCUAUGGGAAGAGGCUGAGAUUCGCGACUUCAUCAGACCGUUUGCUGUACACCUACCUGCUCUACUAUUCCAUCCGACAUGCAUAGAAGUCUGUGUUAGACACUGGCGGGAGAAAAUUCCCUCAGAUUCAGACAUCCAUCUCCUGCUCUCAAAAGCCAUGAGACGACUCAUGAAGCUAUCCAAGGGACGUUCCUACAUUCUUGCAAUACUUGCUCGCUCGUUACGCAAAGCUGCAUUUGCAGACCCAUUUGCAAUCAAAGUUCUCCCCUUCGGAGAGUACAUUGUUGAUUUUGUCAACGAUCCAGCAUCAAUCAGAUCAGAAUUUUUGUUUGAGGUUGCCGCUGCCGACAAGCUUCAACAAUACUUACCGCAUCGAACAUAUACAUCGUACUACGGUAUGCGAGAAUGGCACGCAUACGCAGCGGUCAUAGACCUUCUGCAUCGUAUACCGAAUGACCCGGGUUGCUCAAAUCCAGAUACUGCUCAGAUUAUACUGGAUGAGUUGAUGUAUUCCUGGGGGGAUCAGAAACCACCGGUCGCAGUCAAAUGUCCAUGGAAGAACACUCUUCAACUGCAGGCAAUAUUGUUGAUGAGUCAUUACUGUGCGGAGGACAUACUUGUGGAGCAUUAUCUCGACCCUCUCACUCGUGCCUUAGUGCUAGAGUCAUGGCCACGAUACCGCUAUCUACUCGAAUGGGCCAUCGCCCGCAUCUACCGCCAGUACCCGGAAUAUUCCCCACGUAUCUUAAAAGAGCUAGGAAAUCUGGAAGAAUACAGCCCUAUCCAUAUCGCGAGUUUGAUGAAGAUUGGUCUUUUAGUCGCGCCAUACGAAACUCAAGAGUUUGCCGUAGAGUUCAUUACACACCUGAACUCCUACUCCGCCAGUCCCAAGGUCCAGAUCCGCCACGAAGCAAAUUUCGCGUUUCCCAUCGUAUUCGACGUAGCUGUCGAGAAGGGCUGGAAGGGAAUCACCGAGAAUCCUGCAUUCGCAGGUAUGAACGCAUUCAUCCGCCGACUGGACAAGUUCAACGCUUCUCCAUGGACGAUAAGAACACUGAAAGUGGACAUCCAACAAGAUUUCACCCUUACAGGCAUAUUCCAAGGCCGAUAUCUGUCGAUCGAGACGCCGGAACCAGAGGUCGUCACUCACGAAGACUUCGAGGCUCUCGAACGCGAUGAUCAGUCAAGUCAUCUAAAUCCGCCACCUGCACGCAUAGCACUCGGUAAAGAGACCAAACCCAGCUUUGACGUCGUUGUACCAGCUACAACCACCCCAGUCCCUGCCACCGCAGAGCCAACCGGCCAAAUCACCCUCCAAACCAAAGCCGGCAUUGACCUCGACAACCUCCACCCACCCGGCGGCCCACCCAGCAUGCAAAACGCACGCCCCGCAUCUGUCAUGCUUGUUGCAUCUCUUAUCGACAAUCCCACUAACCUGGGCGGUCUCUCCCGUAUAUCUGAAUCUUUCGGUCUCGAAGCUCUCUACAUCGACGACCUUAAGAAGGUCGCGCACAAAGACUUUAAGGCUACCAGUGUGCGAUCGGAGAAGCAUCUUGCUAUCAAUGAGUUGAAAGAAGUUGGUGUGCCGGCGUUCUUGCUUGAUGCAAAAAGUAAAGGGUAUGAGGUUGUUGGUAUUGAGCAGACAGAUCGGAGUGGCAUAUUGGGGAGCGAGCAUAGUAAGAAUGAUGUCGUGAAUCGAGAGACGAUUGAAACGGAGGUCAGAAGCCAGGAUAUUGGUACGCUACCCAAGAAGUGCUGUCUUGUGCUAGGUAGUGAGAAGGAAGGUAUUUCCGCGGAGGUGCUGGCUGUCAUUGAUCGCAAUGUCGAGAUCAAGACCGUAGGAGUUACCAGGAGUUUGAAUGUGCAAACCGCAGGUGGCAUCGCACUCUACGAGUGGUGGAGAGAAUGGGGCGGCAGCAAAGCUUAAACCACAACAGAAAAUAUCAUCGUUACUUGCUGAAUGG
Messenger RNA from Alternaria rosae, 4167 nucleotides. RefSeq lists its product as uncharacterized. Gene Ontology annotation, biological process: tRNA methylation. The transcript is spliced from 3 exons. Gene Ontology annotation, molecular function: tRNA (guanine) methyltransferase activity; RNA binding. Lineage: Eukaryota; Fungi; Ascomycota; Dothideomycetes; Pleosporales; Pleosporaceae. The record is from RefSeq and is a predicted model, not a curated record. Bases 324 to 4130 code for a protein of 1268 amino acids.